This is a messenger RNA of Necator americanus (New World hookworm), 339 nucleotides long. RefSeq lists its product as uncharacterized. The record is from RefSeq and is a predicted model, not a curated record. The transcript has 2 exons. Lineage: Eukaryota; Metazoa; Nematoda; Chromadorea; Rhabditida; Ancylostomatidae. The coding region runs from base 1 to 339 and encodes 112 amino acids.
AUGAAUGAAGCCGUUCCAAUAGUAGCUCUGCAAAAUUCCCAGAAUUUUUCGAAUAUUUGUCCUUCUCUAUCGAUUUUUCAAAAAACGCUGGACCGCCUCGGGGGAGAUCGCCACCGAGCCGAACUGAUGUGUUCACGGUUUUGCACGGAUAGAGCAGCUGAGAGCGCUCAGCUGGAUUUUGUCGCUCAAGGACCUUGUCAAAACGUCACUCACGAAACAUGCAAACAUUUCGGAUGGGGAUGGAAAACUUGGAAAUGGACUGGAAGAGAUCUUGAGCUUCGUAUGUUCAGUGAAGAGAGACCAUCUAAAAAAAAGCGAUUCGGAAGUAGCACAAGAUAA